Messenger RNA from Poecile atricapillus (Black-capped chickadee), 3036 nucleotides. It is a transcript of the gene ENGASE, whose product is annotated as endo-beta-N-acetylglucosaminidase. Gene Ontology annotation, molecular function: mannosyl-glycoprotein endo-beta-N-acetylglucosaminidase activity. NCBI's taxonomy places the organism in Eukaryota, Metazoa, Chordata, Aves, Passeriformes, Paridae. Gene Ontology annotation, cellular component: cytoplasm. The transcript is spliced from 14 exons. The coding region runs from base 60 to 2225 and encodes 721 amino acids. Gene Ontology annotation, biological process: protein deglycosylation. The record is from RefSeq and is a predicted model, not a curated record.
CCCGGUGGCGGUGGCGGCGGUGGCGGCAGAGCGGCGGCGGCGGCGGCGGCGGCGGAGCCAUGGCGGAGGCGGCGGAGGGCCCGGCGCGGCGCGGGAGGAGGACGGGAGCCGAGCCCGGGGCCGAGGAGCCGGCUGAGGCGGAGCGAGCCGCGCGGCGGCGGCGGAGCUUGCAGCCGGACAUCCAGGGAACCACCGUCCUGCACGACACCAUCAGCGAGCGCCCGCAGCCCCUGCCAGCAAGGUACUUUGACACGAAGACGACGGAGCCCAUCAGCUUCUUCUUGUCCGGCCUGGAGGAGCUGCUGUCCUGGCAGCCCAACAGCAACGAUGAGUUCAAUGUGUCGGCCGUGCCUCUGGCCAAGCGGCAGCCCCCACUGUCCAGCAGGAGGCCCCGGACACUGGUGUGCCACGACAUGCGCGGCGGGUACUUGGAGGACAGGUUCAUCCAGGGCUCAGCCACACGCAACCCCUAUGUCUUCUACCACUGGCGCUACAUCGACAUCUUCGUGUACUUCAGCCACCACACCGUCACCAUCCCGCCCGUGGUCUGGACCAACGCAGCGCACCGGAACAGCGUCCCCGUGCUGGGCACAUUCAUCACGGAGUGGACAGACGGGGAGAAGCUGUGUGAGGCGUUCCUGGCCGGCGGGGAGGAGGCGUACGGCGCCGUGGCCGAGCAGCUGGCCCGCAUUGCCCAGCACUUCCGCUUCGACGGCUGGCUGGUCAACAUAGAGAACACGCUGAGCGCGGCAGCGGUGGGGAACCUGCCCUUCUUCCUGCGCGACCUGACGGCACGGGUGCACAGCGCCGUGCCGGGAGGACUGGUGAUCUGGUAUGACAGCGUCCUGAAGGAUGGCACACUGAAGUGGCAGAACGAGCUGAAUGAUCAGAAUAGGAUAUUCUUUGAUGCAUGUGAUGGGCUGUUCACCAACUACAACUGGAAGGAGGAGCAGCUGGAGCGCACGCAGAGGCUGGCUGGCCCACGCCAAGAUGACAUCUAUGUCGGUGUUGAUGUCUUUGCCCGUGGGGAUGUGAUUGGCGGUGGCUUCGACACUGACAAGUCCCUGCGCCUGAUCCGCCAGUACGGCCUCUCUGCAGCCAUCUUCGCUCCCGGCUGGGUCUAUGAGCACCUGGGGAAGGAGAACUUCCUGCAGAACGAGAACAGGUUCUGGGGCUUGCUGGCUGAGUACCUGCCCACACACAGCGUUUGUACACUGCCCCUCACCACCUCCUUCAGCCUGGGCAUGGGCACCAGCACAUUCCUGGAUGGGAAGGAUGAAGAGUCUGGGCCCUGGUACGACCUGAGCGCGCAGGACAUCCAGCCACUGUACCCGGAGCAGCAGGGCACGCUGAGUACCAGCUGCUGCCUGCAGGAUGCCUGGUGUGGGGGCAGCUCCCUGCAGCUGCAGGGGACCAUUCCCCCUGGCGAGGAGCGCGUGGCUGUCCGCCUCUUCUCUUUGCAGAUACCGGCCCCCCCCAAGCUCUUCCUGACUCUGCUCUACAAGCUGGAGGGGCCACAGCCCGAUGACAUCACAGUGGCACUGGAGGUCACCACCUGGGACUCAGGGAUCUGCUUGGAGGGAAACCCCACCUCCCUGCCUGAGCCCAACGGCCGGUACCACCCCCGGUUCCUGCCGGCACCGCCGCCCAGCCUCGCCAAGCUGCUCGCCGCUUGCCACCGUGGUUCCCAUGGCUGGACCAGCCGGUGCUAUGAGCUGGAGCUGCAGGACUGCAGCCUACGAGACCUCUCUGUGAUUGUGUCCCGCCAGCAGCCCAGCCCGCAGGAGACAUCCUUCACCUGCCUCCUCGGGGAGGUCCGGGUGCUGGACACGGCCAGCGUGGCGGCCUCCCCCCCGCAGGUGCACGGCGUGACGGCCUCGCAGCUCUGGUGGCAGGAGGGCCCCGAGCCCGAGCAGCUCUCGCUCAGCCUCACCCUGCGCUGGUCCUUCCCGCCUGGCCGUGCCAGAUGGUUCCGUGUCCUGAGCCAGGGCGCCCGGUGCCGCCUGGGCCAGACGGCGCCGCAGGUGCUGGGGCUGGCACAGGGCUGCCUGUUCCGUGCCGUGGGGCUGUCGGUGCCGCGGCCAGCGCCCGGCCAGUCCUGCCGGCUGGAGCUGCUGGUGGAACCGGUACUGCGGGACGAGCUGCCUGUGGACCCCGAGCGCUGGGGCCGCCUCGUGCUGGUCUAUUCCGCGCCAGGCAGCGGCACCAGCUCAGAUGGGCAUUAAAGCAACUGUGGUGCAGCCCGGGCUGUCUCCUCCAUGUGGCGGCUGGGCUGUGGGCGGGGGACACAGAGGGAGGCUGGCUGCAUUUCAUCCCCUUGGGCUGGUGAGUCCCUUUGCUCUCCCACCCCUGUGGUUGUGCUCAGCCCUCACUGUGGGCACCCACUAGGUGCUGACCAGAACCCUGCAAGUGGCUGGCAGGGACCCCCAGUGUGUGUGACCAGCAGUCACCCAGCAUGGGUGACUGCUGUGCUCAUUAACGUGGACCCAGCCCAGUGCCACCAGCCUGCGCUGCCUCCCCUGAGCAUCUUGUGAGGGAGAGAAAAUUUAUAGCAGCAAUUAUUUUCUCACAGUCUGGUGAGCAAGCAAUUAGCAGGCAGGAGCAGGCAAGUGCUCCUGCAGUGGGGUCCCAAGCCCUGUCCCCAAACAAUGCUGGCUCCACCAGGGACACCAAUGCCAGCAGUGGAGCUGCUGCUCCUGAGGCAGGGAACACACUCAGGAUUGUUUUACCUGAUGGCUUGAAGAAUGAAGGGCUUAGCCCAGCCAGAAGAGGAUUCUUAAUGCAGCACCCUGCUCCCUCACCAUGGCAAGGCUGGGAGCCCCAAGGGCUCCCCACUUGCCCACAGGCUGUGGCCCCUGCCCAGCCAGAUCCAGCCAGCAGACACAGCCCCGCACCCCCUGCAGUGCAACCAGUCAAAACCUGAGUCGCCCUGGUUGAAGAAAGAAAUCUUUAUUAAUAAUUUCAAUAAUAAUAAUAAUAAUAAUAAUAAUAAUAAUAAUAAUAAUCCUUGUAAUAAUAAUAAUAAUAAUAAUAAUA